GAAUGGAGAUAUUUUAUGUACUGAUAAUAAUUGGUUGUAUUCACUUUGCAUUCUUCUUUUUCAACACAAUAUUUGUAACAUGCAUGCACUUACCAUACCUGACUUUUUUAAAAAGGACAGGUUUAGAAAUACAAUUAUUACGCAUAAAAUGGUUCACAACUGCCUUCAAUCGUUGUUUAAUGAAAUGGGGGCUAAAUCGUUCAAAAUUUUGGUCUCUAUGGUUCAACGCCGGACUUGUCACAGCAGUUGUAUCUAUUCCUGUAUCGAUUAUUGUUAUUUUAAAAGCAACAAAAAGCAAUCUAUGGCCAGUUAAAUCUGAAUUACCAAGUAAAACUGAAGGACAAGUCAUGGAAUUGAUAAUUCCAGGCGUUGAUAUUCCGUUCAAUCAAAUGGGCUAUUAUGUACUUUCACUGUUGUUCAGUAGUGUAACACAUGAGUUGGGCCAUGCAAUGGCAGCAGUCAGAGAUGAUGUUCGUUUCUUUGGAAUGGGAAUGAUAAUAUUUUUUAUCGUGCCAAUAGCCUUUAUAAAUAUAAAUAACGAGCAGCUCAAGUCUUUACCGGCAAAAAAUCAAUUGAGAAUACUUUGUGCUGGAGUCUGGCACAAUAUCGUACUGGCUGUUGUUGCCAUCAUAUUUAUGGGAGUUGUCAAUUUCUGUUUCGCACCUUUUUUCAGAAGAGAUUAUGGUGUUUAUGUCAAAGACAUUUCAACAAGUUCAAGUUUGUCAGGACCAUCUGGACUUUUAGUUGGAGAUGUAAUCAACAAAAUCAACGAUUGCAAUGUUAGAAAUUCAACUAACUGGAGAACAUGCAUUUUUCAGGCAACUCAACUUUCAACUCCAGGGUACUGUGUCACAGAUAAAAUGGUCAAGGCAAUAGAUAAAUCCACCCCUACACAAGACACGAAUGGAAUUUACGACUGCUGUGAACAGCCCAAUAAAGAUAAAGGUUAUUUGUGUUUUCAACACCUUGAUGGUUUUGACCAAGCAUCUAAAUUUUCCAAGCACUUUUGUCUUCCCACCAGAACUAUCGUUGAGAGUUCGCACAGUACAUGUCAGAAUACUGAUCAGUGUCUUAUAACAAAUGACAUAUGCAUUAAACCUACGUUGGAUGAUAGGACAAAGAUUGUUCGAAUCCAAAGAUAUGGCCACAAGGAUGUUUUAUUUUUUGGUAGUCCAUCAGAAAUUUAUUACUCGGUGGAUUUAUCUGACUGGAUACCAAGGUUUUCAUUUAUAACGCCAUUUUUUCCAGAAUCAAUAAUGUUACUCUGCAAAUACGUUUCAGUAUUUUCUUCAGGCCUUGCCAUAAUUAAUGUUAUACCAUGUUUUUACUUCGACGGGCAAUACAUUGCUAUACUUCUCAUAGAUACUUUGUUGAAAAAUAAAAUACACCAACAAAGUGUGAGGGCAAUGAUUUCUUUUGUGAUAACAUCUAUUUUUACGCUGCUUUUAGCAAUUAAUUUAUUUUAUGUGUAUAUCAAUAGACUUUAAAGCUCAUGAUCUUAAAUUACAAGCUGU
Molecule: messenger RNA, 1514 nt
Organism: Copidosoma floridanum
Lineage: Eukaryota; Metazoa; Arthropoda; Insecta; Hymenoptera; Encyrtidae
Gene: S2P
Product: membrane-bound transcription factor site-2 protease
Biological process (GO): regulation of response to endoplasmic reticulum stress; membrane protein intracellular domain proteolysis
Cellular component (GO): cytoplasm; membrane
Molecular function (GO): protein binding; metalloendopeptidase activity
Source: RefSeq, a predicted model, not a curated record